Iphiclides podalirius (scarce swallowtail) is the source of this 1359-nucleotide messenger RNA. Lineage: Eukaryota; Metazoa; Arthropoda; Insecta; Lepidoptera; Papilionidae. The record is from the annotation of a GenBank genome assembly.
AUGCAAGGAUUUAAGAAUAUUCCAAUUAGAUAUAGGCAUAUGCAUCCUAUUGUUGAAAAUGGCCACACCUUAUAUAGUAUUGAAGGUGAAUUUACAAAAGUAUUAGCAACAGAAGAGUGGAGGGUGUCACGAGUUAACCAAAAUUACACAGUAUGCCCAAGUUAUGCAAAGGCUGUAGUGGUACCAAAGAGUAUUGAUGAUGAGACCUUGGCCGCGGCUGCCUCGUUCCGACAAGGAGGACGAUUUCCUGUUCUUUCCUAUAGACAUAAUAACAGUGCAGCUGUCCUCCUACGCGCCGGUCAACCCUUAUAUGGAUCGAAACACAGGAGAUGUCGACCGGACGAGGCGAUAUUGAAUUCCGUCGUAAACGUUGGAAUGAAGGGCGUCAUCUACGACCUGCGCAGUUCCAGCGCUAUCUCGCAACAGCAGAACAAAGGUGGUGGAUCUGAGAGUCCUGCAAAUUAUUCUCAAUGGAAGAUUUACAACAGGUCGAUGGACGACGUGGACAAUCAACAGCAGCUGUUGGAGAGCUUCUCCAAACUAAUCGAAGCGUGUGUUGACCGCGACAUAUCGAGCGACAAGUGGAUCUCGAAACUGGAGGCGUGCGGAUGGCCGGAGUCAGUGAGGAACUCUUUACACACGGCCUGCAUCGUGGCACAGCACUUGCAUCAGAAAGCGGAGCCGGUUCUAAUUCACGGGACCCGGGGUGAGGACGCCACGCUGUUGAUCUGCUCCUUGGUGCAGAUAAUACUCAACCCCGACUGUAGGACUAUAAGGGGGUUGCAGGCGCUGGUGGAGCGCGAGUGGCUGCAGGCUGGCCACCCGUUCGGCACGCGGCUGAGGGGCGGCGCGCACUGCGGCCCCGCCCCGCCCCGCGCCGCCCCCACCUUCCCCCUGUUCCUCGACUGCGUGCGCCAGUUCCUCGAGCAGUUCCCCUGCAGCUUCGAGUACAGGCAGUCGUUCCUCGUCACGCUGUUCGAGCACGCGUACGCCAGCCAGUUCGGUACGUUCCUGUGCGACAGCGAGCAGGAGAGGGCGACGCGGGGCGUGUUUGAGCAGACCACCAGCGUGUGGUCGUGGCUGAACCAGCCCGAGGAGCUGAGCUCGUACAUCAACCCGCUAUACGAGCCCACGCCCAACGUGAUCUGGCCCUCUGUAGCGCCGAUGAGCUUCGUGCUGUGGGAAGAAUUAUACCUGCGCUGGCUGAUUAAGCAGGGCACAGAAGAGAGGGAGGAGCAGUACAGGGCGAUACGCAGCCGCGAGCAACAGCUACGGACGCAGGCGCAGCAGAUGCGGCGCGAAUUGUUCGACCUCGCGCAGCAGUAUUACAAUGCGGACAGGAAAGGCAGCGUCGACCAC